This is a messenger RNA of Aplosporella prunicola CBS 121167, 831 nucleotides long. RefSeq lists its product as uncharacterized. NCBI's taxonomy places the organism in Eukaryota, Fungi, Ascomycota, Dothideomycetes, Botryosphaeriales, Aplosporellaceae. Gene Ontology annotation, biological process: tRNA splicing, via endonucleolytic cleavage and ligation. The record is from RefSeq and is a predicted model, not a curated record. Gene Ontology annotation, molecular function: tRNA 2'-phosphotransferase activity. The transcript is spliced from 3 exons. The annotation marks the transcript as partial.
AGAGGCGGCAGGGGAGGCGGAGGCGGAGGCAGAGGCAAAGGACCCCUUCCACGUGACGUGCUGGUGUCGAAGAAAAUGAGCCGCGUCUUGCGGCAUGCGGCUGAGGCUGAAGGACUCACGCUGGGGCCGGGGGGCUAUGUCAAUGUGCAGGAUCUGCUCAACUGCCGCACCAUGCGCUCCAUAAAAGCGACCUUCCCCGAACUCCGCUCCAUCGUCAGCAACAACGACAAACAGCGCUUCUCGCUGAUCGCCGCCAGCACCAGCACGCCCAGCAACACGACCACCGCAACCCCCACCACCACCACAACAACAACCACCAUUUCCUCCUCCGACGUCCCCGACGACGCCAACCCGGCCCACUACCUCAUCCGCGCAAACCAAGGCCACAGCCUCACCGUCGAGGACGCCGGCCUCCUCACGCCCCUCACCCCCGCCUCGGUGCCCCCGACCUGCGUGCACGGCACCGUCGCCGCGGCGUGGCCGCUCAUCCGCGCGUCCGGUGGCUUGAAGCGCAUGGCGCGGAACCACAUCCACUUCGCGGCGGGGCUGCCCAAGGGGUUUAAGCCCGUCGAGGACGACGAUGCCGCUGCCACCACCGCUGAUGCUAAGACAUCCGAGGCCCCCGCCGUGAUAUCCGGCAUGCGCGCCACGUCGACGAUCCUGAUCUACGUCGACGUAGCCGCGGCGCUGGACGCAGGGAUCCCGUUCUUCCAGUCUGCGAACGGGGUUAUCCUGUCGCCUGGGGACGAGGCGCAGGGGGGCGUGCUGGGGCUCAAGUUCUUUAAGCGCGUCGAGGAUCGUCGGAGUGGGAGAGUGCUGGUUAGGGAUGGG